UUGGUGAUUUCCAUUUCUUCUCAUCUCUAUCCUGGAACUGCUUCUAUUUCCAGUUUGAACGACAAGUUAACAUCAUUUCAAUCUCUUUACCAAAGAGGAAGGAAUUUCUGUAUUGGAUGAAUGUAGUCAGAGCUCGUAAAAUGUUCAUUCUCUUACUAUUUGUUUAUUGAAGAAUAAGAAGGUAAAAACCACAUCUUUGUAUUCAGAAAUGUCAUCUCCUUUACUCUAUGUAUCUGCUGCUCCAACCCACCAAUCCAUCCCCACUACAACCCUUUCUCGGGAUUCAUGGACCCAAUCUCUCAGAGCCGAUAUCCAGUCCAACCAGUUCCAUCAAGCCAUUUCAACUUACGUAAACAUGACUGCCUCCGGCGUCCCACCUGAUCACUUUGCUUUCCCCGCUAUCCUCAAGGCCGUUGCGGCUCUUCAAAACGUGGCCUUGGCAAAGCAGGUUCACGCUCACGUUCUUAAAUUCGGAUACGGAGCGUCCUCCGUCCCUGUCGCCAAUUCCCUGCUCAAUGCCUAUGGUAAAUGUGGGGACAUUUGGGAUGUCUACAAGGUGUUUGAUAGAAUUACCCAGAGAGAUACCGUUUCUUGGAACUCCUUCAUCUCUGCGUUGUGUCGGGUUGACGACUGGGAGACUGCAUUAGAAGCAUUCAGGUUAAUGCUGUUGGAUAACGUGGAGCCUAGCUCGUUUACGUUGGUCAGCAUUGCACAUGCUUGUUCAAAUUUGCCCAGGCAUCAUGGGUUACGUCUAGGAAAGCAGCUUCAUGGAUUCAGCUUGAGAAUGGACGAUAUCAAGACAUUUACUAAUAACGCAUUGAUGGCUAUGUACUCGAAACUAGGACACCUCGAUGACGCCAAGUUGUUAUUCGUGUUGUUCGAGGAUCGUGACUUAGUAACUUGGAACACCAUGUUGAGCUCCUUAUCCCAAAGUGAUAUGUUUGUAGAAGCACUACUGAUGUUACGCGGCAUGGUAGUUCAAGGUAUCGAACCUGAUGGUGUCACAAUUGCAAGUGUGCUUCCUGCUUGCUCACACUUGGAGCUCUUGGAAAUCGGGAAACAGCUUCAUGCGUAUGCCUUGAGACAUUAUAUUCUGAUCAACAAUUCUUUUGUUGCUAGUGCUUUGGUUGAUAUGUACUGCAAUUGCAGAAAAGUUCAAAGUGGUCGUCGAGUUUUUAACUCCGCCAUGGAGAAAUCAAUCGCUCUUUGGAAUGCUAUGAUCACUGGGUAUGCACAAAACGAGCAUGAUGAGGAAGCCUUGACGCUUUUCAUUGAAAUGGAAGCAGCUGCGGGUCUCUGUCCCAAUGCUACCACAAUGGCCAGCAUUGUGCCUGCAUGUGUGCGCAGUGAGGCAUUUGUUCACAAACUUGGAAUUCAUGGAUAUGUUCUAAAGAGAGGUUUGGGAACCGAUCACUAUGUGCAAAAUGCACUUAUGGAUUUGUACUCUAGAAUGGGGAAGAUAAAAAUUUCAAAGGCUAUAUUUGACAGCAUGGAUGUUCGAGAUAUAGUGUCUUGGAAUACAAUGAUAGCCGGUUAUGUUUUUUGUGGGCAACAUGAUAGUGCACUUCUUCUGCUGCAUGAAAUGCAAAGAGUUGAACAAGAGAAGAAUGGAAGUUCUUAUGAGUAUGAGAAAAGAAUUCUUCUUAAACCUAAUUCCAUAACUCUUAUGACAGUCCUUCCUGGUUGUGCCACCCUGGUCGCAUUAGAAAAGGGAAAAGAGAUCCAUGCUUAUGCAGUAAGAAACAUUUUGGCAUCAGAUGUCGGGGUCGGAAGUGCAUUGGUUGACAUGUACGCAAAAUGUGGCUGCUUGAACAUAUCUAGAGAAGUGUUUGAUAUUAUUCCCUCUCGAAAUGUAAUUACCUGGAAUGUCAUGAUCAUGGCCUAUGGCAUGCAUGGCAAGGGAGAAGAAGCCUUGGAGUUGUUCAACCGUAUGGUCAAGGAAGUCAAGCCUAAUAACGUAACUUUUAUCGCUGUAUUUGCAGCAUGUAGUCACUCAGGGAUGGUAACCGAAGGCUUAAACUUGUUUUAUAAGAUGAAGGGUGAGCAUGGGGUCAAACCUACACCGGAUCACUAUGCUUGCAUUGUGGAUAUGCUUGGUCGAGCAGGUCAAGUUGAGGAAGCAUAUCAAUUGAUCAAUGACAUGCCUUCUGAAUUGGACAAGACUAGCGCUUGGAGCAGUUUGCUUGGAUCCUGUCGGAUCCACCAAAAAGUCGAAAUCGGGGAAAUUGCAGCUAGGAAUCUCUUCCGCCUAGAACCCGAUGUGGCAAGCCACUAUGUUUUACUCUCCAAUAUAUACUCAUCUGCUCAACUAUGGGGCAAGGCAACGGAGAUUCGGAAAAAGAUGAAAGAAAUGGGUGUAAGGAAAGAACCAGGGUGUAGCUGGAUUGAGUUAGAUGACGAGGUUCAUAAGUUUAUAGCCGGUGACGCAUCACACCCACAAAGCGGACAACUAUAUGGAUUUCUCGAAACCCUCUCAGAAAAGAUGAGAAAGGAAGGGUAUAUGCCUGAUACUUCUUGUGUACUACAUAAUGUUGAUGAGGAGGAGAAAGAAACUUUGCUUUGUGGGCAUAGUGAGAAACUGGCAAUAGCUUUUGGCAUUCUCAACACCCCUCCAGGUACCACCAUUAGAGUUGCAAAGAACCUUAGAGUGUGUAACGAUUGCCAUGAGGCUGCUAAAUAUAUCUCAAUUAUAACAAAUAGGGAAAUUAUACUAAGAGAUGUGAGGAGAUUCCAUCAAUUUAGGAACGGAAGAUGUUCAUGUGGGGAUUAUUGGUGAAAAUGAAGAGAAAUAUUUCUCUGAGGCUGUACACUAUCUACAAAUAUACCUUUUCUGACAUAUUUUGUCCAUUCAAAGGCUCUCAGGUUUU
Molecule: messenger RNA, 2867 nt
Organism: Hibiscus syriacus
Lineage: Eukaryota; Viridiplantae; Streptophyta; Magnoliopsida; Malvales; Malvaceae
Product: pentatricopeptide repeat-containing protein At3g57430, chloroplastic-like
Exons: 2
Coding region: 209-2776 (855 amino acids)
Biological process (GO): RNA modification
Molecular function (GO): zinc ion binding; protein binding; RNA binding
Source: RefSeq, a predicted model, not a curated record